This is a messenger RNA of Punica granatum (pomegranate), 2067 nucleotides long. Lineage: Eukaryota; Viridiplantae; Streptophyta; Magnoliopsida; Myrtales; Lythraceae. The record is from RefSeq and is a predicted model, not a curated record.
GGGUUUCAAUCCCUCCCCUCCCUCCCCGUCCAUCGUCCCCCUCCCCCUUCCCUCCUCCCCGUACCUUUCCGCCACUGAGUCACUGAGUCACGGCAGCGGUGAAGGAGAGCAGCAGAAGCAGCCGGCCAUGGGGUCGAUCCCCGAUCCGGGCGAGUUGACUCAUGAGUUGACUCAGCCGAGCUUCGACGAGUUCCAGAGGCAGACCUCGCUCAUGACGAGCUGCACUCUACUGUGGAAGGAGCUCUCCGACCACUUCACCUCGCUGGAGCAGAACCUCAUGCGCAAGUCCGAGGCUCUCAAGCACAAGCUCCGGGCCCUCGACGAGCAGACCAAGCAGUCCCUCACUGUCCUCGAGAAGCGUGAGACGACCAUCGACGGCAGUGUGGAGAUCGCCCUCAAGAAAGUCGAUAAGAGCAAGGAGGCCGCGCUCACCGCCCUCGAGCGGGACUCCGAGGCCGACUCGGAGGACUCCCCCGGCGAGGUCGACGACGGCGACGGCCUGCUGGCGAGGCUGAGGUUCUUCUGCCUGAAGAUGGACGCCAGGGGGUUCUGGAGCUUCGUCACUGGCAAGAAGAAGGAGCUGGACCUUCUGAGGGAGAAGAUGCCUCUCUCUCUGGUGGACUGCGUUGAUCCAGCGAGGUUCGUGCUGGAGUCUAUAUCGGAGGUCUUCCCGCUCGAUAAGAGAGGAGACCGGGACAAGAGCGAUAGGGGGAAUGAUCUGGGGUGGGCCUGUGUCCUGAUUCUCGAGUCGCUCAUACCGGUAGUGGUUGAUCCCGUGAUCGGGAAAUCGAGGCUGCUGGUGACUCCGAGUGUGAAGGAGAGGGCAAAGGAGAUUGCAGAGACAUGGAAGGCGAGCUUGGAUGAGAGAGGAGGGAUUGAGAACGUGAAGACGCCCGAUGUCCAUACUUUCCUGCAGCAUUUGGUGACAUUCGGAAUUGUGAAGAAGGAGGAUGUGGACUUCUACCGGAAACUCGUGAUCGGGUCUGCUUGGCGCAAGCAGAUGCCCAAGCUUGCGGUCUCCCUCGGUUUAGGUGAUAAGAUGCCCGACAUCAUCCAAGAGCUAAUUAGCAGGGGACAGCAGCUUGAUGCAGUGCAUUUUACAUAUGAAGUGGGACUUGUGGACAAGUUCCCCCCUGUGCCCCUGCUGAAAGCUUUUCUGAAGGACGCAAAGAAGGCAGCAGCUUCUAUCUUGGAGGAUCCAAAUAAUGCUGGCAGAGCUGCGACCCUUGCUGCACGCAAAGAGCAGUCGGCUCUCAAAGCUGUGAUCAAGUGCAUUGAGGAGUACAAGCUUGAGGCCCAGUUCCCUCCUGAGAACCUGAAGAAACGUCUCGAGCAGCUCGAGAAGGUCAAGACUGAGAAGAAGAGGCAGCCCAUUUCUGUCCCAGCGAACAAGAGAACGCGGGCAAACAAUGGUGGGCCUAUGCCGCCGGCUAAAGCAGGUCGUAUCACGAAUGCAUAUGUGUCAUCUUUCCCCGCCCCUCCUGCCUUCGUCAGGUCACCUUCCCACGGUCAGUACCACGCUGGAGUUUCCCCCUAUCAUUCCCCGCCUACCAGCAUUUAUGGAAGUGUGAGCCCACCACCACCAAGCCCAUAUGUUUACUCACCGGAAGGAGCUCCUCCUGGACUCGCCGGAUCCUACCCUGCCCCUCCUCCGAUGAGCUAUCCUCCUCCUCCCUAUGCCGGAUACGGGGGCCCAGCUUAUCAGCCGGCUUACUACCGAUAGAAGAAGUUGACAAACCUGGGACAAGAAGAUGGUAACCACUGAUUAUCAUAAUCAUGACUCCGUAAUCUUUCCGCUUGUUUUAAUUAAUUCUCACUUCUCGCUUUGUCUGUAAUCACUAACCGUCUUAAUGGUAGCGAUGAUGUGUGUUAAGUUUCGGCUCUUGCAUGGCUUCCGCAAGAAACUUGUAUUUUCCAGAUGUUCAUGAUCCAUGUGUAGUAGUAGUAUGUGGAAAGGAGAAAAAAGAAAAAGAAAAAAAAAAGAUAGGAUAAUUAUAAUGCUCGGUCCGCGUUUUAAGUUCCAUAACAGACUUGAAGAAAUCCUUGAAGGGACUGUUUAGCGCUAAA